This is a messenger RNA of Cadophora gregata, 3783 nucleotides long. RefSeq lists its product as uncharacterized. Lineage: Eukaryota; Fungi; Ascomycota; Leotiomycetes; Helotiales; Ploettnerulaceae. The record is from RefSeq and is a predicted model, not a curated record. The coding region runs from base 1 to 3783 and encodes 1260 amino acids. The transcript has 2 exons.
AUGUCUCUCGAAGAGAAGCUCGACAAGAUACGUUCGCCGAAGCUUCAAAAUCAACAACAGACACAAAUUGUCCUGUCUUCACUGGAAGACAUUCUUCGAGAUCAGAAGACCGAGCCCACCCCGACUGGAUACUUCGCAGGACUUCUGGCGUUACUCGGGAGAGCCACCCCUAGUUCUGGUGUAAAUAAAGAACUGGCAACGUCUGUUGUCUAUCUGCUCGAUGUUGUUACUCCAUAUGCCCCUCAGCCGCUGCUUCAGUCGAAGUUCUCGCAAAUUCUAACAAGUCUUGCCCCGGCAUUGACACUCCCGGAGGCGGAUGCACCACUUCUCCGACCAUCGAUAGGAUGUCUCGAGUCGCUGCUGAUAGCACAAGAUUCGGCAGCAUGGGAGCUGGGACAAACACAAAUUGGGCCUCGUCGGGCGGUUGCUGGACUUUUGAAUUUGGCGGUGGACCACAGGCCGAAAAUCAGAAAGAGGGCACAAGAUGCGAUCACAAAAGUUCUCAAGAGUCCCCCUCCAAGCGUGUCUCUCGACCACCCUGCGGCAGAUAUGUGUGCAGAGACGGCACUGAAAAGUUUGAGUGAGCUUGCUGCUCGGUCGAUCCAAGCGAAGAAGCAGAAGAAGAGCGAAACGACGGAACACGAGCCCGCUUUAAUACACUCGUUGCAAUUGGUGAAAACCGUGGCAUCUGCAUCUGGCGGCUGGCCGAGCAAGAAAAUCGAAGCUCUUUGUGAAGUUUUGUUGAAUAUUUCGAAAUCGACCAACGAAUACCUGACAAUGGCCGCCUUCGAGGUUUUCGAGAUCAUUUUCGAGGGGAUGGCCGAUCAGGUCUCGUCUUCAAAACUUCCUCGACUUUUGGAAGUCAUUUCGGAGCUUCGGCCUUCGCAGAACGAUUCCCAACUCUUACCACCCUGGAUUGCGGUACUCUCAAGAGGAUACGAUGUCGCUGCACAAAUCGAGCCCGAGGAGACCUUUCAGAAGCUCCCUGAGCUUUUUAACCUGAUUUCGGGAUUCUUGGCGUCUGCAUCACACAACAUUAGAGUUUCUGCCUCUGAGUGCUUGGUUUCAUUCAUGGCGAACUGCGUACCAGAUUCUGUCCUUCUGGAGCCCUCUAUCUUUGACGAGAAGAUCUUGGAAAAGCUUGCAAAAGCAGCUAUGGAGCUACUGAGCGUCAAAUACCAAGCUGCGUGGAUGGAGACUUUCAAUGUUAUGGGCGCCAUGUUUGAUGGCCUCCGCUGGAGAGCUGAUCCAAUUUUGAUAGACGUUGUCAAAACCAUUGGUGAACUACGUGGGAACGAGUCAUUCACUGGCAAGAAGGAAGCCAAUGAGAUUAUCGGAAAGGCGAUUCGCGCAAUGGGACCAGAUAGCGUCCUUCGAAUUCUACCUCUGAACCUUGCUAAGCCAAAAGCCGGGCAACCUGGAAGGGCUUGGAUGCUGCCGGUUCUACGAGACUAUGUCAGCAACACCAGCUUGCGCCACUUCAGGACCGAGUUCGUCCCGCUUAGUGAAAUCAUGUUUGCCAAAGUUCUGGCUCAUGGUGAGGCUGAGAAAACAAUGGAGGUUAAGCUGUUCGAGACGGUCGUCCAACAGACAUGGGCCAUUUUCCCAGGUUACUGUGAUUUGCCGCUUGAUCUUACAGACUCUUUUGACCAAUCUUUUGCAGAGUUGCUAGCCAACUUAUUAUACCAACAAGCUGAUCUGCGGACUGAUAUCUGUAAAGGACUCCAAAAUCUAGUCGAUUCGAACCGAGCUGUUGUUGCUAUCGAAUCGGAGGAUGAUCUUGUUUUACAAAGCAGGGUCUCGAAGGUCAUUGCCCAGAAGAACCUUGAUCAUUUAUCAACAUUUGCAAGCAACAUGCUGUCGGUACUGUUCAAUGUUUACAGCAAGACAUUACCGCACCACCGAGGUUAUAUCUUGAGAUGUAUCAACUCAUACUUGAGUAUCGUUCCUUCUGCUGAGCUUAUGAAGACCUUCGAUUCUGUUACUCAAUUGCUCGAAUCAUCUCUUUCAGAGAUAGGAGCCCAGACGCAGGCUGAGAAGCAAAAGCAAAAGCAGCAGAAUGCCGCCAAUAAGAUGCCACCUACCAGUCAUACCCUUAUGGAUCUGGUCAUCACCAUCUCGAUAUAUCUACCAAGAGAGAGCUUCACUACGUUGUUCAAUAUCGCCUCAAUCAUUAUCCUUAAGGACGAUGAUCCCCAACUGCAGAAAAAGGCAUACAAACUCAUUCCUCGACUUGCAGAAUCUCCGAUUGGCCAACAAGCCCUCCGAGAACGGACUACAGAGCUACAACAGCUCCUCGUCAACAGUGCCGAAAAAGUUUCUGCCCCAGCGAAAAGAGACAGACUUACAGCAAUCUCUACACUCAUUCCGUUCCUCCCCAAUGACUCCCUCCACUUCAUCCCAGGCAUCCUUGCAGAAGUCGUCAUCUCCUGUAAAGAAGUCAAUGAGAAAGCUCGAACAGCAGCUUUCGACCUUCUCGUCCUGAUGGGUGAGAAGAUCGCCGCUGCGCCCGGUUCUAUGAUUCAGAACGGUAAAGUAGCACAUAUGCCGGACGACACACCGCCCGUUCCAGCCACUCUCGAAGAAUAUUUCACUAUGGUUGGAGCGGGUCUAGGGGGAAGCACGCCACAUAUGAACUCUGCGUGUAUUACAGCACUUACUCGUAUCCUCUAUCACUUCCGCGGAGCUCUACUUCCGGAGACGAUUGCUGGGCUCGUCGAGACCAUGGAUCUCUUUCUUACGUCCAACAACCGCGAAAUUGUGCGCAGCGUCCUCGGUUUCGUGAAAGUUUGCAUCAUUAGUCUGCCCACCGAGAUGGUGCUCGCACGUCUCCCAACCUUGAUCCCAAAUCUUAUGGUCUGGAGCCACGAGCACAAAGCACAUUUCAAAGCAAAGGUCAAGCACAUCCUCGAGCGCAUGAUUCGUCGUUUCGGUGUCGACAUAGUAAACAAGCACUGCCCCGAAGAAGACCGCAAACUCAUCUCCAACAUCCGCAAGACCAAGGAACGCAAUAAGCGCCAAAAGGAAGCUGCCAAGGCAGCAGGCGCUGAAGAUAGCGACGAGGAAUCUGGCAAGAGGAAGGGCCGCUUUGAGAGUGAAUACGAUGAGGCUCUACACGGUAGUGACGAGGAAUCAGAUGGCUCCGACGUCUCGGACAAUGAAGUCCUCGGCAAGAGCAAGAAGACGGCCAAGAAAUCCGGCAAGACAUACAUCGUUGAGGAUGAAGAAGAGCCACUUGAUCUCCUUGACAGGAAAGCUCUGGCGAACAUCUCGUCAACUAAACCACUCAAGCAAAGAACAGUGGUCAGGACGAAAGCCAAGAUGGAUCUGGAUGGCAAGCUGCUGCUUGGUGGUGAUAGCGACGAUGACGACGACGUGAUGAUUCUUGAUAACCCUGGUGGACAUGCGGAUGAGGAUGAGGGCGGUGUGGGUGCGUAUGUGAAGGCGCUCAAGGGGCGAGAUGCUGUGCAGAGGGGUAGAGGUGGCAGGCUAAAGUUCUCUAAUAAGAAGGACCAAGACGACGAUGACGAGAUGGAUGUGGAUGACGAUGAUAUCAAGGCUGUAAAGAAACAGAUCGGUGGCUCUUCGAAGGAUGCAUUCCGUGGUAGAGUAAGGGGCGGCUACAGAGGCCGAGUAGGAGAUAGAGGUAGAGGCGGCCGUGGAGGAAUUGCGAGUGGGAGGAGAGGCUUGGGGGAGGAUAAGCGAAGUGGGAGUGGAGGUGGUCACAGAGGCAGUGGUGGCAGAGUCAUGAAGUCCCCACGAGGACGUGGCGGUCGCAGGUAG